ACGAGAAAGAAGCCUGGUCUCCUCGUGCCGCUAUGGAGAUGUCUUCCUCUUCCUCCCCCGGGUUCCCUCCGCUCCAAGUUUUUUUCCUUCUGCAUUGAUCGUUCGCAGAGAAAAUAUGGGGUCCAGACAGGGAUGAGCCCGGAGAUGGGUAGCCCUUGAGGGCAGCCCCGGAGGCGGGGGGCGUCUGUCCCCGGCAGUCGGGGCUGAGCUGCGCCCCUCUCCGAGCACCCGGAGUGUUGCCGCCGAGCCGAGAAAUCCGUUACCAGGCUGCCGUGUCCCCAAGGGCCAUUCCAGGGCGGAAGAGGACGGGGAAAACCGCUGUGUUGAUUCUCCCGCCCUGUGGGCAGGUCGCACUGCGGGUCAGGUUACAGACAGGUGAGUCCGGCGGUUGGGCGAGUGGCUGGCGCCAGGGCACCCCGGGCCGGCCGCGCCCCCGCAGCCCCCGGAGCUGGAACGUGUCUGAUCCCCAGGAAGGGGGUGACCCUGCGGCCGUGGAGGCGGUGCCCUGCACCCCUGGGCACAUUCGAGCAGGGGCGUGGGACCGGCGGCGGGCCCUCUAUCCCCCAAAGCGGGUACAGCUGUUCUUAGAAACUUGGCAUCUUUUUCUUACCAUCUCCCCUUCCUUCUCCCCUCCCCACCAUCCCUGGCCCUCCAGGUAUAAAGGUAGAUUAAAACAAAAACAAAAACAAAAACCCAUACAAAACAAAACCCAAACCCCAAACCUAAAUUAAACCCUAAGCUAUCCAGCCAAGCUCCCAGUAGGGGCGGUAAGGGGAGGUAAACCCAUCUUGACUGGCUUCCUGGAAAGUAUUUCCCAGCCUCAGAAUUUGGGGAGCAAAUGGUUGGGGGAGCAAUCAUGGGAGUGCGGGAGGAUAAGAAAAUUGUUUUGAAGCUGCGUUUGCAUAACUAGCACUUGGCUUUUUUUUUUCCAGAGUGUUUAUUUAGGGGUGAGAAGGUUCGCAGGAUGGAAGGGGCUUUGGGGAGGAAGCAAACGGACUGGUUUUUCUUAGAUUGUAUUGCCCAAAAUAACGUGUUCUAAAGAUGCUGAAUUUAAAAAAAAAUUUUUUUUUUUUUUUACUGUGUUUACUGGGGGAAGGGGGAGCUGUUGUAGAUGAAGGGGAACCGAAGCCCCCAAGUUCCCUCUUUACCGGAUCAGAAUCCCAGGCGUCUCCCCGCGGCCUCCACAACCGAGACUUCAACAAACCCAGGAAUGAUCCACAAGGUCCAAAGGAGCUGAGCCAUUUUCUGGCUUGCUUGUCGGAGACGAAUCCACGGGUGGGGGCCGGGGGGCGGGCACUAGCGGGAGGCCCCAGCUCGAUGCCCCGGGAAGCGCGCGCCGGGUUUCGUUCCAGGAGAUCGCCCUGAAGUGCCUGUGGUGCGGCAUGGGGCAGGGAGUUCAGAGGGAAGGGUCCUUCCCUUUUUACAAAGGGGAGGGGGGAGAAUCAGACGUUAAAUUCUUUUGCAAACAUUCAUGCCUAAGGAAGGGCUGGAACAGGCAGCCCCGGCCGCCGGAACCGGUCGGACAGGUAGCGAGCUUGUUGACACCGUUAUGUUGCAGGGCGCAUGCUCAAUCCCAAGUUUCCUGGUGCCUUUUCUAUUCCACCUUAUGAAACUUUUUUCCUCGGCGUGGUCUCACCCGCGAUUUCAGGCAGAGGUGUCGCUGAGCCCGGAGGCUGGAAGUCUCCCGGCGUGCGGGGGAGAGGCCCGGCCGCGCGGCGGCGGUGGGGGGCGGAAGGAAGGGGCAGGCGGGGCGGGAAGGUGGGCUCCGGCCGCGGGGAGCCGGGGACCAAGCCGCCGCCGCCGCCUUUAGCGGGGAGCAACCGGGACUAGGGGCCCGCAGUCCGGGGAGAGGGCCCCCACGAUGCCCAAAGUCUUCCUGGUGAAGAGGAGGAGCCUGGGGGUCUCGGUCCGCAGCUGGGAUGAGCUCCCGGACGAGGAGAGGGCAGACACCUACAUCCCAGUGGGCCUGGGCCGUCUGCUCCACGAUCCCCCAGAGGACUGCCGCAGCGACGGCGGCAGUAGCACCGGCGGCGGCAGCAGCAGCGCGGGGGAGCCGGGAGGCGCAGAGAGCAGCUCGUCCCCGCGCGGCCCGGAGCGCGAAACCCCAGAGCCCGGCGACCGCGAGGGCCCGGAUGGACACCUGGCGGCGAAGCAGCGCCCGGUCGCCAGGUCGAAAAUCAAGUUCACCACAGGCACCUGCGGCGAUGCGGCCCUGCAUAGCUGCGACCUGUGCGGCAAGGCCUUCCGUCUGCAGCGCAUGCUCAACCGGCACCUCAAGUGCCACAGCCAGGUGAAGAGGCACCUGUGCAGCUUCUGCGGAAAGGGCUUCAACGACACCUUCGACCUCAAGCGGCAUGUGCGCACGCACACAGGCAUUCGCCCCUACAAGUGUGAUGUCUGCCACAAAGCCUUUACUCAGCGCUGCUCCUUGGAGUCCCACCUGAAGAAGAUCCACGGGGUGCAGCAGCAGUACGCCUAUAAGCAGCGCCGGGAUAAGCUGUACGUCUGCGAGGACUGCGGCUACACGGGCCCCACCCAGGAGGACCUGUACCUGCACGUGAACGGUGCCCACCCCGGCAGCGCGUUCCUCAAAAAGACAUCCAAGAAACUGGCAGCUCUCUUGCAAAACAAGAUGACGUCCUCGCUCCAGGGAAACGCCAACCUGAGCGAGGAGGAGGAGAAGUAGGAGAGGGGCGUGGAUGCCAACUCUGCCACGUGUCCACGGAUUCCUGGUCUUGUAGGUCCCCUGCCCCACAUGCUUUUCCAGAGUCCAAGUGGUCCGUUCAUCUCUCUGUCCUGGGGGCCUCAAUGGGGGCUCCGUGCCAAUACUGUCAUUGAUAACAGUGGCAUUAGGCCCCUGCUGGAACUGGCUGCUGGGCCCUCAGGAACGCUAUCACACUAAUGGAAGCUUGUGGAGGGCUGUGAUCACCGUCUGGGUCUAGUUUUUGUUUUUGUUUUGUUUUUAGGAUUUUCACACAUGGAGGCAGGGGUGUUCUGAGAGAAACACCCUUGGAGAGAUUGAUAUGGUGCCUUGAAAUAAAAGUACUUCCACUUGAAAUGCUACUCCAGCAAGGAAAACGAAUUCUGUUAUUCUGAAAGCAUUGGCCGGAAUUAUUCUAAUAAAGGGAACAUCCUUGUGGAA
This is a messenger RNA of Capra hircus (goat), 3142 nucleotides long. It is a transcript of the gene OVOL2, whose product is annotated as ovo like zinc finger 2. Gene Ontology annotation, biological process: epidermal cell differentiation; regulation of transcription by RNA polymerase II. Lineage: Eukaryota; Metazoa; Chordata; Mammalia; Artiodactyla; Bovidae. The record is from RefSeq and is a predicted model, not a curated record. The transcript has 4 exons. The coding region runs from base 1862 to 2686 and encodes 274 amino acids. Gene Ontology annotation, cellular component: nucleus. Gene Ontology annotation, molecular function: RNA polymerase II cis-regulatory region sequence-specific DNA binding; DNA-binding transcription factor activity, RNA polymerase II-specific.